Messenger RNA from Colletotrichum chrysophilum, 570 nucleotides. RefSeq lists its product as uncharacterized. The transcript is spliced from 4 exons. Bases 1 to 570 code for a protein of 189 amino acids. The record is from RefSeq and is a predicted model, not a curated record. NCBI's taxonomy places the organism in Eukaryota, Fungi, Ascomycota, Sordariomycetes, Glomerellales, Glomerellaceae.
AUGCACCAGAUGCGCCGCUACAUCGAGAACUGCGACGAAGAGCAAAGUCUUCGUCUGCGCGGUACUCUCCCCAGCAUGGAGGCCUACAAAGAGUUGCGCCAUGGAACGGCGGCAGUCUGGACCCUCUGCGCUCUCAUUGAGUACGGCCUGGGAGAGAGCUUCCCAGAGAACAUUCGCUGCAUGAAUGAACUGCAGACCCUCUGGGCAGAGACGAGCAGAGGUAUUUGGAUAACUAACGACAUUCUCUCCCUCAAGAAGGAGAUUCCUAAGGACGACAGAGCUGACGAGAGCAUCGUCAAUGCCGUCCCUAUCCUCAUGGUGGAGGAGGGAAAGUCGCCGCAGCAAGCGGUUGACGCUCUCCUAGCCGAUCUCGCCGUCUCCGUCGCCACCUUCGAAGGCGCCGCAAACACUCUUGCGGAGACGGCGGGAGAGGGACGGCAGGCGGUACUCAGGUACUGCGAUGCUUGCCGGUGCAUGGUCACCGGAAGCAUCCAGUUUACCUUUGAGUCCACGAGGUACAAGCUGGGAGGAUGCAUGAACGCGGACGGAUCGUUGGACAUCCCGCUGUGA